Messenger RNA from Polyodon spathula (Mississippi paddlefish), 2236 nucleotides. RefSeq names its product solute carrier family 38 member 5b (gene slc38a5b). The coding region runs from base 296 to 1780 and encodes 494 amino acids. The transcript is spliced from 16 exons. Gene Ontology annotation, biological process: L-glutamine transport; L-histidine transmembrane transport; serine transport. The record is from RefSeq and is a predicted model, not a curated record. NCBI's taxonomy places the organism in Eukaryota, Metazoa, Chordata, Actinopteri, Acipenseriformes, Polyodontidae. Gene Ontology annotation, molecular function: glycine transmembrane transporter activity; L-glutamine transmembrane transporter activity.
UGACACUCUUUCUCAGUUCUGCUGUUUCUGACUCAUUCGGUCUGUUUUCUCUCCCUUUUCUGCUGCAUACCCAAGCUUAUUAACAUCCCAGUCCUGCCUGUAAUUGUUUUAAAAAAAGGAAAAUACACCUUUCAAAGAUCCAACUUGUUUUAACAGCGAUUUGUUGAACCGCCCUGGCAAGCCUGAACAUCGUACAAGAUCUUUUUUUAGUGAAUGAGUGCUAAACCACGUUUCCUGCAAGAUCUGUCUGACUUUUGAAUCUAGUGACUGACUUCUCACCGUCAACAACAUCACAAUGGAACUUGAAAAACUCUCUGAAGCAGAAGGCAUGAUGGGAAACGGGAAUCAUGGGGGGGAGUUAGGUCCGGAGAAAAUCACGAUGGAAGACGGUUAUGAAGUGCCUGGGACAGCCAAAGAAGAAUGUGAAGAGUUUUUACCACACAAAACUGAUGGAAAGAAAAGGACACAGUUUACAGAUUUUGAAGGGAAGACAUCAUUCGGGAUGUCUGUGUUUAACCUCAGUAAUGCCAUCAUGGGCAGUGGGAUUCUGGGAUUGGCGUACGCCAUGUCGAACACUGGCAUCGUGCUCUUUGUAAUUCUCUUACUGUGUAUUGCCCUCCUGUCUGCGUACUCCAUACACUUGCUGUUGAAAUCUGCCGGCAUUGUGGGGAUCAGGGCUUAUGAGCAGCUGGGUAACAGGGCGUUUGGACACCCGGGUAAAAUUUUGGCAGCACUGAUAAUCAGCAUGCACAAUAUUGGAGCAAUGUCCAGCUAUCUCUACAUUGUGAAGUAUGAACUUCCCCUCGUUCUGCAAGCCUUUUUAGGCAAGACGGAAAAUACAGGGGAAUGGUUUUUGGAUGGAAAGUAUCUGAUCAUCAUUGUAAGUGUUAUAGUUAUCCUGCCCCUGGCGUUAAUGAGACAACUUGGUUACCUUGGCUACACCAGUGGAUUCUCAUUGGCCUGCAUGGUGUUCUUCCUUAUUUCGGUCAUUUAUAAGAAGUUCAAUAUCCCCUGUCCACUCCCGGACAAUGCGACCGACACCAGCCAAAUCUCAAAUGUCCCAUUAAACCAAACCAGUCAUGACCAGUGCACUGCCAAAAUCUUCACCGUCAACUUACAAACGGCAUACUCCAUUCCUAUCCUGGCGUUUGCCUUUGUGUGUCACCCUGAAGUCCUCCCCAUCUACACCGAGCUACGCAGGGCAACCCAGAAGCGAAUGCAGACUGUGGCAAACAUCUCAAUUCUGGCUAUGUUCGUCAUGUACCUCCUCACUGCUGUGUUUGGCUAUUUGACAUUUUACAGUAACGUCGGAGCUGAAUUGCUGCACACCUACAGUACAGUCGACCCCCUGGACAUUCUCAUAUUGUGUGUGCGCGUGGCCGUGCUGGUGGCGGUCACCCUCACUGUCCCCGUGGUGCUAUUCCCGAUUCGUCGUGCUGUGAUGCAGUUGCUGUUUCCGGGGAGGGAUUUUCACUGGGCGCGCCACGUAGGAAUCGCAGUCUGUCUCCUCAUUGUCGUUAACCUGCUCGUCAUCUUCGUGCCCAACAUCCGAGACAUCUUCGGCAUCAUUGGUGCCACUUCUGCUCCCAGCCUCAUCUUUAUCCUGCCAGGAAUCUUCUACAUACGGAUUGUCCCUGAAGAGCGAGAGCCUUUGAAAUCCAGACCUAAAAUUCAGGCUGCUAUUUUCGCUGCUGUCGGCUUCAUCUUCAUGAUCAUGAGCGUAUCGUUUAUCAUCUUGGACUGGGUUAAAGGAGGAGGAAACAACGUGGGUGGACACUAGCCUCAGAGGGAAACCAACAGAGACGGAUUGAAACCUUUCCCCACUGGACUUCAGCAGCCCAACCGAAGACAAUGGCUGUUCGCUCCAACCCAAUCGCAUUUAGAAAACCCCCAAAAACGAUCCCCAUUUUUUUUUUGAAAACGUGUCAUCAGUUGCAAGCAAUGCCUGUCAGACAAUUGCCAAGCAAACCAGCGUAUUGGUGAUAUUCAACCCUAACCUGGAUUUCUGUACUGGUGAUUCUGCGUUCGCAAAAUACAGUAUCUGGGUUUUACAUUUCAUCCUUAAAAACCUUUAUAAAAACUUAUUUUUAUUUUUAUUUUUAAAUAAGUGUUGAAAGAUAAUUUCAGCAAUCAUGUUCAAUGGUCCUAGUGACUUGUAUUUUGGUAACAUUUUACAUUGUGUCUGCUGUGUAUUUACAAAAGAUUUACUCAUUAAGUACACUGUAACUAUACAUAA